Messenger RNA from Mucor mucedo, 2052 nucleotides. Its product is annotated as P-loop containing nucleoside triphosphate hydrolase protein. Gene Ontology annotation, molecular function: GTP binding; GTPase activity. Gene Ontology annotation, biological process: mitochondrial fusion. The transcript has a single exon. Bases 1 to 2052 code for a protein of 683 amino acids. NCBI's taxonomy places the organism in Eukaryota, Fungi, Mucoromycota, Mucoromycetes, Mucorales, Mucoraceae. Gene Ontology annotation, cellular component: mitochondrial outer membrane. The record is from RefSeq and is a predicted model, not a curated record.
AUGGAAGAAGAAAUGCAAGACAUGGAACAACAAAGACUGUACAGUGAUAAUUGUCAGCAAGUAUUGUCAGACAUCUCGAGUGUCAAGGGGCUUGUGAAUAAAGUCAAAGAAAUCGAAGAUAUAUAUUGUCCAAGAGGUGGUUUAAAUCUAUUUAAAAUUGACGACAACUUGACAGAUUCUAUGCAAGUCUUGCAUACUAAAUUAUCAGACUGUAUCCAUCAUUUGGACCACUUAUCUGAAAGAGUCUCGGACACUUCUUCCAAAGUAUUGGUCACUGGCGAUUUGAAUUCUGGUAAAUCAACUUUAGUCAAUGCCUUAUUAAAGGGUGACAUCUUGCCUGUCGAUCAGCAACCUUGCACCUCCAUCUUUUGUGAAGUCGUCUCCUUUUCUCCCAAUCAAGACAUGCCAACAACAGUCCAUGCUAUUAAAGACGUAACAAUUUAUGACAAGCAAAAUGAAGACACAUAUCAUCCUUUGGAAUUACGUCAUCUUUACAACUUACUUACCUCCGAAGAACAACACUAUAAAAUGCUGAAGAUCUACACCUCGAGAAACGAAAAUUUAACCGAGCAAUCUUUACUGUAUAACGGACUUGUGGAUAUUGCAUUGAUUGAUUCACCAGGAUUAAACACAGAUUCCGUCAAAACAACCGCCGUAUUUGCUCGUGAAGAAGAAAUUGAUGUCGUCGUCUUUGUCGUCAGUGCUGAAAAUCAUUUUACUUUAUCAGGCAAGGAAUUUUUAUGGAAUGCUGCUAAUGAAAAAACACACAUCUUUAUUGUCGUCAAUCGAUUUGACAACAUCCGUGAUAAGGACCGCUGUAAAAGAUUGAUUCUGGAGCAAAUCAAACAAUUAUCCCCAGUUACCUAUGAACAAGCUGAUCAUUUAAUUCAUUUCGUCAGUGCCGAAAAUGAAGCCAAUUCACCCGAUUUUGUCAAGCUCGAACAGAAAUUACGUGCCUUUGUUUUAAACAACCGUAUCAGCUCAAAAUUAUUACCCGCAAACACCUACCUGACAAAUGUAUUGCGCGAUAUUUAUUUCAUUUCCACAACAAACGAAUCGAGCUCCACUGAAAAGUUUGAGAAAGCUUCGGCUUUGGAAUCCGAAUUCUUAUCCACUUACACGGAUUUGGUUCAAGCUGCUGCUGCCACAGAGAAGGAGGUGACCGCAUUAAAAGAAUCUACCAUGACCCACAUACAAGCAAAUGUAACUACCUCCUUGGAGAGCAUCACGCGUGAUGGGGAACUGGAUACAUGUAUUCAAUCUAUCCAAUACCCGGGUUUAUUACUAACCUGGCAAUACGCACAAGAUAUCGUCGACUCUCUUUCAUCCAGAUUAGAAGCAAACCUGGAAAAGGUCGAACAACAAGCCAGUCAAGAAGCUAUCCAUGCCAUGCAGGCAAUGAAUGAAUCAACCCGUCAAUUGAACACAGAUAUCACCACCAAAAUCCAUGAAAAUAUCAUGACCAGUAAAAGUCAUCGACCCAUCCAUAUCAAGAUAGAAGCGAGAGAUUUGUUAUUAAAUCGAAAGAUUGUUGAUGAUAAAAAGAUUGCUAUAUCAGCUUUAGCUACUGUGAGCGCUACAACCGUAUUUUUGAAGGCCAUCAAUAUCAAAGACAUUGCUUGGUCUUUGGUAUCACGUUAUAUCAACCCCCUUAACACAAACUCAUCACAUCGUUUUGCGACAUUCACCUUAUCUACAGUGGGUAUGUUAGGCCUAGGUUGGACAGCUUAUUCUUUCGUCUCUGUCAUCCCUCAUGCCCUUCAAACCAAUUUAAAGGCCAAAUUCCAAACCGCUGUGAAAAACGAGAACCUCGUUGACAACCAAACACAUCGUAUCACCCAGGCUGUUGAACAUGUCUUGGAAGCCAAACAAACCGAAAUUUUGUUCCGUGUCAAGCAAAUGAUUGCUGAAAAGAAAGAAGAGAAGGAUAAAUUAGAACAAUCCGUGUUUCGAUCUGCUACCACUUUAAAUCACUUUAAGGCGUUGGUCAGCCAAUCUGAUGCUUUAUUGCUUAAAGUAGAACAAUCUUUAAAUGUCCCUCAAAUUAUCUAG